AGCGCUUAAAGUUACGUUAAGUUAGUAGUUGAAACAGGUAAUACUAUUUACAUAUGUAUAUGUAUUUCAAGUUGAAAACACUGUUGGUCACCCUUUUCGAGUUUAUUACUUUAGAUGAAAACGAUUGUGCUUGAAAUAGAUUUUUUAGGCUAGGCUUACACGGCUUCAUCUUAUCUCGUAUGUGCACCGUAUACGUAUAAGAUUUAAUCGAACGGCGAUUUUAUGACAACAAGCAAAAUACUAAUGCACUGCUAUCGGAGACACAUUUUGAGUAUCAAAUGGUAAAAUUGCGUCCUCGAUGUGUUAUAGAUUGGAUACUGGCAGUAUAAAAAAUUAAGAAACCAACCAGUUGUACGGAAAAAAGUUUCUCCUUGUGAUCCUAGCCUUAUGAUGUUAUGUGACGCGUAGAAAAAGAAGAAAUACAACAAAAAUAGUAAAGUUGGGACUUGGUGUAAGCAUUUAAAACAAAUCACGUUUUGACAAUUAUUAUAUAUAAACAUUUUAAAUACCCAUUGGAUUCUUUCUUCGUACUUUCAAUGCAAAUAAUGAUAUACCUACGUAUCGACGAGCGUUUACGGUUGUCCAUAAAAUAAAGUAUUUCAUGACGGUGUCGUUUCGUGCCAAGCCAUGAUAAAAUUAAUUCAAUUACUAUUUAUCUACUUUAUUCAAUAUACCAUUUGUACCGGAAUUGAAAUAAGAAUAGAAGCAGAUGACGCUAUUAAAAUUUUGAAGACAUUCGUAAUGUCUCCUGUAUUUAAAAGCAUUGCAAACGACUUCAGAAAGUCUGCUUCCGAUUACAAUAAUCCAUAUCACCCCGAGGAUGAUAUCUUAUCUAACAAUGGAGUGACUCCUACCACAGAAGGUACCACCACUCAGUCGCCAGAAGACAUUAAGUUAGAAAUUGACAACAAAAAUUAUAGUGGAAAAGUGAGCGAAGAUGAGCUGGCUGACACUUUGGACGAACUUAAUAUAAUUAAUAACGCUACAGUUCCGGAUAACGAGAUUCGUCAUAACGAUACCAGCAUUAUGGAUAUCGCUGAUCAGACAAAUGCUAUACCGAAAAUUAAUGAAAGUGAUUUUAAAGAUUAUCAGCCCUUGAAAAGAAGGUUUUCUGUUUUAAAAGGUACUUUAGUACCAAGUUAAAAAACGAAUUGUCAAAUGAAUUAAAUGUUAUUUAUGAUUCUGUUAAUUGUUUUCAGUUGAAAACCGAGUAACAAC
Leguminivora glycinivorella is the source of this 1218-nucleotide messenger RNA. RefSeq lists its product as uncharacterized. Bases 628 to 1143 code for a protein of 171 amino acids. Lineage: Eukaryota; Metazoa; Arthropoda; Insecta; Lepidoptera; Tortricidae. The transcript is spliced from 2 exons. The record is from RefSeq and is a predicted model, not a curated record.